AUGAAAUACCUUAUUGCUUUGCUCGGACUUUCAUCAUCGAUAGUUCACGCACUAGAGUUUUACCAUUUUGAUAAGUCGCGAUUAAGUGCAGACUCAAUUCUUGAGCAGUUUGACUAUCCCUCACUUUCAAAUUCGCCAUGGAAAGUGACACGGGCAAAGAAAUAUGAUGAAGGCAGAGACGAGAUUGUCAAGUAUGCAGGUGAGUGGGCAAUUGAACCACCAUUCAUUUACCCUGCCUUUGAAGAUGAUUUUGGAUUAGUCAUGAAGUCAAGAGCUUCACAUUACUCAAUAGCAUAUAAACUACCGCAUACAAUUGAAAAUAUAGACAAAGAUUUAGUAGUUCAAUACGAGGUGAAACUACAAAAAGGGUUGGAAUGUGGUGGUGCCUAUAUAAAACUCCUCGAUAAAUCGACUAACUAUCAUUUUUUCAACUCAGAAACUCCAUAUCAAAUUAUGUUUGGUCCCGACAAAUGUGGGAGUGAAAAUAAAAUCUACUUCAUCUUACGGAAAUCUUUGCCUAAUGGCACGAUUGAGGAGAAACAGUUACGAUUCCCACCAUUGGCUCGAAUUAAUGACUUGACCAACUUGUACACAUUGAUCAUCAGGAAGAAUAACGACUUUGAGAUUAGAAUCAAUGGGAAGGUGGUUGAGCUGGGCAAUUUAAUAACUGACGAGAACUUGUUUUCCCCUACAAUGAAUCCACCAAAGAUGAUUGAUGAUCCUGAUGAUACAAAACCAGCCGACUGGGAUGACCGCGAACACAUACCUGACCCAAAUGUCGAGCCCCCUAAGGAUUACGAAAAAUUGCACGCCCACCACAUUAUUCCAGACCCUAAUGCCGUCAAACCAGACGACUGGGAUGAAUUAGCGCCUCGUUACAUACCCGACCCAGAUGCAAUAAGACCAUUAGAUGCACCCAAUGACUGGCAACCGCCAUUGAUUGUAAACCCUAAAUGUGAAACAGGAUGUGGUAAAUGGACACCGCCAAUGAUUGCCAACGAUGACUAUCUAGGUCCAUGGUUCCCUCCGGAUAUCGUCAACCCCAAUUACCAGGGUACCUGGAAACCAAGAAGAAUUUUCAAUCCUGAUUACUAUGAAAUGGAAAACCCCGGUCAGUUGGAUAAACCUGUUGGUGGUCUUGGGUUUGAAUUAUGGAACAUGGAUGGCGGAGUACUAUUCGACAAUAUUUAUCUUGGAAACUCCAUUGCCGAAGCUGAAUUAAUUGGCAAUGAAACAUUUCUGGUAAAGCAGAAAUUGGAAUAUGAAUACAAGAAAAAGAAUCCUCAGAAAGCGCCUAACGAGCCUGUUUCACCUCCUCCGAAUUUUGACGAUAUUUUGAAUGAUGCCGAUGUAUCCAAUUUGCGUCAAUUUGUUAUCUUCAUUAAAUUGUUGACGAGGAAGGAAUACUUGGACUUUUCAGAUUUCAUUUUUGAGCUUUUGCUUGAUCCUGUUACAACAAUCAUAUCGCAUCCUAUUAGAACUGUGAUCUAUUGCUUUAUUGUCCUUUUCGUUGUGCUGGUGGUUGGCGGAAUCGCGAGUGUUUUGACGUUUGUUGUAUUUAGUAAUCGAAGUGCAGAGUUGGAGGUCAAUGAGAAUAGGCACAGAUCAGAUGACGGAGAUGAUAUUGUUGUGAUCAACAGAGCUAUUGAGAAAGUGGAGGAUGCAGAAGAUGACGACCAAACUUUGAGACAACGAUAA
This is a messenger RNA of Lodderomyces margitis, 1698 nucleotides long. RefSeq names its product calnexin. Gene Ontology annotation, cellular component: endoplasmic reticulum membrane; endoplasmic reticulum. Bases 1 to 1698 code for a protein of 565 amino acids. The transcript has a single exon. Lineage: Eukaryota; Fungi; Ascomycota; Pichiomycetes; Serinales; Debaryomycetaceae. Gene Ontology annotation, biological process: protein folding. Gene Ontology annotation, molecular function: calcium ion binding. The record is from RefSeq and is a predicted model, not a curated record.